This is a messenger RNA of Entamoeba invadens IP1, 1383 nucleotides long. RefSeq lists its product as hypothetical. The transcript has a single exon. Gene Ontology annotation, biological process: mRNA catabolic process. Lineage: Eukaryota; Evosea; Mastigamoebida; Endamoebidae. Bases 1 to 1383 code for a protein of 460 amino acids. The record is from RefSeq and is a predicted model, not a curated record. Gene Ontology annotation, molecular function: RNA binding; 3'-5'-RNA exonuclease activity. Gene Ontology annotation, cellular component: exosome (RNase complex); P-body.
AUGGAGAAUGAAGUGGUGAGUGUAGAUGACUCCGAAGACUUAAUCGACAUAUUUGAAGACAAGCACCCUGACCCAUUUGCGUGUAAAGUGCUUUACCAAUCAAAGACGAUAACAUCCAAACCGCCACUUGUAACAAUUCCAAAGCGUCGUCCGUCCGUUUUGUGUCGAGAUGUAGACGGGAAGACGAGAUGUGUAUUAAAAGUCGACGAACACGUGACGACGGUACUUGAUGUGGAUAUUGAAAGUUUAUCACCGCGAGGUGUUGAGUCGAAACAAAGUGGUGAUUCCAAGAAACAGUCACACAUCAUCGACAUUGAUAUGGAUGGUCCACAAGACUUUGCCAAGACUGCCGACGACGACGACGAUUGUAUUCUCGAGAAAGUAGUCAAAGGUCCAUUAAACACUUUAAAAGUGUCUCCGUCGUUUCGUGGAGUUGUGACGCUUCCCGGUCACAAUUUUGAAUAUGAAUAUAAAGAGAAGUUGAGAAAGAAGUAUCAAAUCACUCCACGGGAUAAAGCGAUACGAACAGACAUCACUAUGAGAAGGGUCUUCACCGUUGAUACGGACAAUACCAAACUCCGCGACGACGCGUUUCAUAUUGAAGUGCUUUCAGACAAUCGAUUUGAGCUUGGGAUGCACUGUGUCGACACGACCGACUUUGAAAAAGUGUGUGGGGUGGACUCCUUCUUGAAAUUGGACGAAGAACUUUCACGUGCGAAGCACGUCAAACGCGAACGAUAUGGAAAUAAGACGGAGAAAAUGGCAAAGAAGUUCUUUUCGCUGGACAUUGGGCAAGUCCGCCGCGCGAUUUCGAUCAUCGUUGUGUUGAAUGCGAACGGGGAAGUUGUAGAGAACCCGCAGAUGUGUCAGUCACUUAUUUCUGUGAAGUGCAAUAUGAAUCAAGAGCAAUUUGAGUGCAUUUUAAAGAAAAAGGCGAGUGGUGAUGCUAAUGAAUGGAGCUCGUAUGACACGACGGAGACACAUAACUGCGGAAGAGUCGUUGGAACGACAUUACAACAACUGAAGAAUGACGUGAUAAGUAUCCACAACAUAUUUUGUUAUCAUCUUGGGAAAGUCCACUCGGAAAGACUCAACGGAAGUGUUCUAGUUGCGGAAUUGGGAAGGUUUGUUGGAAGGUACAUUGGAAUGUUUCUUGAAAUGAGAUAUGGGGAGUACGCGAUGGUACAAAGAGUAAAUGGAAUGGUCAAAACACACUUCAGAAGUCCUUUAAGGAAAUUCCAAGACACAGUCGUGCUGAAACAAUUGGUGUGCGCUAUGGGGAAUAAAAGUGUGCUUGAAAUGACGAAAAAAACACUCGGAGUCGAACCACUUCUGUUCAAAAGAUUUGUUUAUAACUUUGCUCACGGCCGCUACGUAUAUUGA